This is a messenger RNA of Diutina rugosa, 285 nucleotides long. RefSeq lists its product as uncharacterized. Gene Ontology annotation, biological process: mitochondrial respiratory chain complex IV assembly. The record is from RefSeq and is a predicted model, not a curated record. Gene Ontology annotation, cellular component: mitochondrion. NCBI's taxonomy places the organism in Eukaryota, Fungi, Ascomycota, Pichiomycetes, Serinales, Debaryomycetaceae. Bases 1 to 285 code for a protein of 94 amino acids. The transcript has a single exon.
AUGAGUACAGCGCUGAAAGUGACGUUUGCCGGGCUGCUUGUGUUUGCCGCGGGGCUGUUUUUGUUCAUCAACUGGUCGCAAGGGCUUGAACGUCAGGCGCUUCGCCAGGGCCCCAUCAAGGACGCCGCCCGCAUGGAAGCGAAACGGACCCAGAAGAUGGUCGCCAACGAGGCCGAACACCGCGAACAGAUGGAGUUGCGCGAUAAGCUCAUUAAGAUCCAGCCGUUAUCCGAUGAGAUUAUCCGGGGUGAUGAAGCCCCCACCCCCCAGCUAGACCAAAAAUAA